Molecule: messenger RNA, 1137 nt
Organism: Cokeromyces recurvatus
Lineage: Eukaryota; Fungi; Mucoromycota; Mucoromycetes; Mucorales; Mucoraceae
Product: fatty acid desaturase-domain-containing protein
Exons: 2
Coding region: 1-1137 (378 amino acids)
Biological process (GO): ceramide biosynthetic process
Molecular function (GO): sphingolipid delta-4 desaturase activity
Source: RefSeq, a predicted model, not a curated record
AUGCCGCCUUUUGUGUUUGAUACUCUACAGCAACAACAUCCGGUAAUUGAAAAAAACAACGAACAUCCUGAUUAUCGACAUCCAUUAUACAUUGGAAGCUGGAAGAGAUCAAUACCUGGUAGAGACACAGACUUUGCACGAGAUGAUAUGGAUGAACCCCAUUUGAAACGAAAGCAUACUUUAUUAUCGAAAUACUCUGAGCAAAUUCAAGGGUUAUAUGGUACAGACUUCAAUUCGUUCUACAUAGCCACCUUCAUAAACGUGCUUCAAUUGGGUCUUGCUUAUUAUUUUGGUCAUCGUGAAUCGCAUUGGCUUUAUUUUACAGCGGUUGCUUAUUUUAUUGGAGGUACUGCGACGGGUAUAGUAGGUGUCCUGAUUCAUGAAGCGUGUCAUAAUCUAGUGACAGGAUCUAGUACCUAUGACCGUCUCAUUGGACUCUAUACUAAUCUUGUACUCCCCGUUCCGAUCUCACAAUCAUUCCGACGAUACCAUAUUCAGCACCAUACCUGGCAAGGUGUUGAGGGCUUAGAUCCAGAUUUACCGUUAGAUUGGGAGAAAAAAUUGAUUCGCGGUAAUAGUGUCAAGAAGGUCCUAUGGAUCCUUAUCUAUCCUAUCAUGUAUGUCGUUCGAGGCAUUGCCCUACAGCAGGCAUUAGGUCAUAGACCUGGUAAAUGGGAAUUAAUCAACCUAGUCACCUCAGUCAUUAUGGAUACCCUUAUCGUCCUCCUUUGUGGCUGGAAGGGCCUUGGUUAUCUCCUUUUAUCUCUUUGGUUUGGUUAUUCUUUACACCCUGGUGCUGCUCAUUUCAUUCAAGAACAUUAUACCUUUGAUGAUGGACAAGAGACGUAUUCCUAUUACGGUAUCUUGAAUUUCCCUUUUAUGAAUAUUGGAUAUCAUAAUGAGCAUCAUGAUUUUCAAAAGAUCCCUUGGUCUAAACUCCCUGCCCUUCGUAAUUUAGCAAGCGAAUAUUAUGAUACAUUAUCUUAUCAUACUUCAUGGCUAAUGGUUCACUGGAAAUUUAUUACUCAACCUACAAUGGGACCACAAUCAAGAGUUGUUCGAGAUUAUACUACCUUUAAGAAGGGUCGAUCUUUAUUAGCUAAAAUUCGAGAAUAUAAUAAUAAAAAGCAAGCAUAA